AUGAGACUUUUCCAGACAAACGCUGAGCCUCUGUUGGCCAGCGUCACGCUCCUAGCCUUAGCAGGAACUGUCGUGGCGCAAUGCAGCCUUCCGUCGUCAUACCGCUGGUCAUCGUCCGGCGUACUCGCUACUCCGAAGUCUGGAUGGGUAUCGCUCAAGGAUUUCACAACUGCUCCGUAUAACGGCCAGCAUCUCGUGUAUGCGACAACCCAUGACACCGGUUCGAGUUGGGGCUCAAUGAACUUCGGCCUCGUCUCUGACUGGUCUCAAUUGGCCUCGGCAGCCCAGAAUGGCAUGAGUUCCGGCGCCGUUGCGCCAUCGCUCUUUUACUUCGCCCCAAAGAGCAUCUGGAUUCUUGCCCAUCAAUGGGGCCCGACUACAUUUUCAUACCGGACGUCUACGAACCCAACCAAUGCCAAUGGCUGGUCAGCGGCGCAACCACUCUUCACCGGCACCAUCACUGGCUCUAGCACGGGUGCAAUUGAUCAGGCAGUUAUCGGCGACAGCACCAAUAUGUACCUAUUCUUCUGCGGAGAUAACGGCAAGAUAUAUCGCGCAAGCAUGCCUAUUGGCAACUUCCCAGGCAGCUUCGGCUCAUCUUCAACUGUUGUCAUGAGUGACACCACCAACAACCUGUUUGAGGCUGUUCAGGUGUAUACCUUGCAGGGUCAGCAAAAAUACCUCAUGAUCGUUGAGGCGAUUGGUUCCAACGGACGCUACUUCCGUUCGUUCACAGCCAGUAGCCUGGGCGGUUCCUGGACCGCCCAAGCUGCGACCGAGAGCAACCCCUUUGCCGGCAAGGCCAACAGCGGAGCCACAUGGACAAAUGACAUCAGUCACGGCGAGCUCAUCCGCACCAGCGCCGACCAGACCAUGACCAUUGAUCCUUGCAAACUCCAACUUCUUUACCAAGGACGUUCGCCUAGCUCCUCUGGCGACUACGGCCUUCUGCCUUACCGGCCAGGCUUGCUCACUCUUACCAACCCCACCGGUAAUAGCCCUCCUGCGACCAACCCUCCCGCCACACCCCCGCCCUCCAGUGGUGGGGGCACCAUUCCGCAAUGGGGACAGUGCGGUGGUACCGGUUGGACUGGAUCGACUACUUGCCAGGGCUCUUACAAGUGCACCUACGUCAACGAUUGGUACUCUCAGUGCGUGUAG
Messenger RNA from Colletotrichum spaethianum, 1161 nucleotides. RefSeq names its product putative alpha-L-arabinofuranosidase axhA-1. Lineage: Eukaryota; Fungi; Ascomycota; Sordariomycetes; Glomerellales; Glomerellaceae. The transcript is spliced from 2 exons. Gene Ontology annotation, cellular component: extracellular region. The record is from RefSeq and is a predicted model, not a curated record. Gene Ontology annotation, molecular function: cellulose binding; alpha-L-arabinofuranosidase activity. Bases 1 to 1161 code for a protein of 386 amino acids. Gene Ontology annotation, biological process: L-arabinose metabolic process.